AUGGGGCACAUUUUGGCGACUUAUAAAGAUCCGAGUUCAAUGCCCGAUAUAUCAAAGGGGCCGAAGUUUGAUCAGCUUCAAGGUUUUCCAAAUGGACGAAAAAAGCGCGUUUCAUUGGUUAGUGUCCGUUUUCUCAUUUCGAUCACAACCACUGACGACGUUUCGGAGGAAGAAAUGCUCGCGGCUGGUCUAAGGCCGCAUCAACGGGACUACUGCGCUCAUGUGCUGAUGGCAUUCCAGAAAUGCAAGGCGGAAAACUUCGUCGCGGCGUUUUCAUGUUCGGAAUUACGCCACGAAUAUCUUCGUUGUCACCAAGCGGAUCAAUUAUUACGCAGAAAAGAAUACGAACGGGAACGACGUUUGUUAGCUAAAGAACAUGAAAGCUUNUGA
Echinostoma caproni is the source of this 390-nucleotide messenger RNA. The record is from the annotation of a GenBank genome assembly. Lineage: Eukaryota; Metazoa; Platyhelminthes; Trematoda; Plagiorchiida; Echinostomatidae.